This is a messenger RNA of Lagenorhynchus albirostris (white-beaked dolphin), 7066 nucleotides long. RefSeq names its product intersectin 2 (gene ITSN2). NCBI's taxonomy places the organism in Eukaryota, Metazoa, Chordata, Mammalia, Artiodactyla, Delphinidae. Gene Ontology annotation, cellular component: intracellular vesicle; plasma membrane; presynaptic membrane. Gene Ontology annotation, molecular function: guanyl-nucleotide exchange factor activity; calcium ion binding; molecular adaptor activity. The record is from RefSeq and is a predicted model, not a curated record. The transcript has 29 exons. Bases 125 to 3574 code for a protein of 1149 amino acids. Gene Ontology annotation, biological process: positive regulation of Rho protein signal transduction; clathrin-dependent synaptic vesicle endocytosis; endosomal transport.
CCGUUUGGCCCUUUUCCAAAACUGUGGGGUCUGCGGUGGCGGGAAAAGCACCACCCAGCCUCAACAUGUCACCUCGCGGAGGAGGAGCCAGAUGGCUGAGUGCUAGCAAGGAAAAUUCAGGACCAUGAUGGCUCAGUUUCCCACAGCUAUGAAUGGAGGGCCAAACAUGUGGGCUAUUACCUCUGAAGAACGGACUAAGCAUGACAAGCAGUUUGAUAACCUCAAACCCUCAGGAGGUUACAUAACAGGUGAUCAAGCACGUACCUUUUUCUUACAGUCAGGCCUGCCAGCUCCUGUUUUAGCUGAAAUAUGGGCUUUGUCAGACCUGAACAAGGAUGGGAAGAUGGAUCAGCAAGAGUUCUCCAUAGCUAUGAAACUCAUCAAACUAAAGCUUCAAGGCCAACAGUUGCCCGUGGUUCUUCCCCCUAUUAUGAAACAACCUCCUAUGUUCUCUCCAUUAAUUUCUGCUCGUUUUGGAAUGGGAAGCAUGCCCAAUCUGUCCCUUCCUCAGUCAUUGCCUCCGGUCGCACACAUAGCAACUCCCUUGUCCUCUGCGACUUCAGGGACCACCCGUCCUCCCCUAAUGAUGCCUGCUCCCCUAGUGCCUUCUGUUAGCACUUCAUCAUUACCAAAUGGAACCGCCAGUCUCAUUCAGCCUUUAUCCAUUCCUUAUUCUUCUUCAACAUUGCCUCAUACGUCGUCUUACAGUCUGAUGAUGGGAGGAUUUGGUGGUGCUAGUAUACAGAAAGCCCAGUCUCUGAUUGAUUUAGGAUCCAGUAGCUCAACUUCCUCAACUGCUUCCCUCUCAGGGAACUCACCCAAGACUGGGACCUCAGAGUGGGCAGUUCCUCAGCCUUCAAGAUUAAAAUAUCGGCAAAAAUUUAAUAGUCUUGACAAAAGCAUGAGUGGAUACCUCUCAGGUUUUCAAGCUAGAAAUGCCCUUCUUCAGUCAAACCUUUCUCAAACUCAGCUAGCUACUAUUUGGACUCUGGCUGACAUUGAUGGUGAUGGGCAGCUAAAAGCUGAGGAGUUUAUCCUUGCAAUGCACCUCACUGAUAUGGCCAAAGCUGGACAGCCAUUGCCACUGACUUUACCUCCGGAGCUCGUCCCUCCGUCUUUUAGAGGAGGAAAGCAAAUUGAUUCCAUUAAUGGAACUCUGCCUUCAUAUCAGAAAAUACAAGAAGAGGAACCUCAGAAAAAAUUACCAGUUACGUUCGAGGACAAGCGGAAAGCCAACUAUGAGCGGGGGAACAUGGAACUGGAGAAGCGACGCCAGGCCAUGAUGGAGCAGCAGCAGAGGGAGGCAGAGCGCAAAGCUCAGAAGGAAAAGGAAGAGUGGGAACGGAAACAGAGAGAGUUACAAGAGCAAGAAUGGAAGAAGCAACUGGAAUUAGAAAAACGCUUGGAGAAGCAGAGGGAAUUGGAGAGACAACGGGAGGAAGAAAGGAGAAAAGAGAUAGAAAGACGAGAGGCAGCAAAACAAGAACUUGAAAGACAACGUCGUUUAGAAUGGGAGAGAAUUCGUAGACAGGAGCUUCUCAAUCGAAGGAAUAGAGAACAGGAAGAAAUUGUCAGGUUAAACUCUAAAAAGAAAAGCCUUCAUCUCGAGUUGGAAGCACUGAAUGGCAAACAUCAGCAGAUCUCAAGCAGACUUCAAGACAUCCGACUGAGGAAGCAAACUCAAAAGACUGAGCUGGAAGUUCUGGAUAAGCAGUGUGACCUGGAAAUUAUGGAAAUCAGGCAGCUUCAACAGGAACUUCAGGAAUAUCAAAAUAAGCUUAUCUAUUUGGUGCCAGAGAAGCAAUUAUUAAAUGAAAGAAUUAAAAAUAUGCAGCUCAGUAACACACCUGAUUUAGGAGUCGGUUUACUUCAUAAAAAAUCAUUAGAAAAGGAAGAAUUAUGCCAAAGACUUAAAGAACAAUUAGAUGCUCUUGAAAAAGAAACUGCAUCUAAGCUAUCAGAAAUGGAUUCAUUUAACAAUCAACUAAAGGAACUGAGAGAAAGCUACAAUACACAGCAGUUAGCCCUUGAACAACUUUAUAAGAUCAAACGUGACAAGCUGAGGGAAAUUGAAAGAAAAAGAUUAGAGCUAAUACAGAAAAAGAAACUAGAAGACGAGGCUAUAAGGAAAGCAAAACAAGGAAAAGAAAACUUAUGGAAAGAAAAUCUUAGAAAGGAGGAAGAAGAAAAACAAAAGCGACUCCAAGAAGAAAAAACACAAGAAAAAGUUCAAGAAGUGGAGUGGAAAGCUGAGGAGAAACAAAGUGAGCCAGCCGGUGCUUUGGUAAAUUACAGAGCAUUAUAUUGCUUUGAAGCAAGGAACCAUGACGAAAUGAGUUUUAAUUCUGGGGAUAUAAUACAGGUUGAUGAAAAAACCGUAGGAGAACCUGGUUGGCUUUAUGGUAGUUUUCAAGGAAAUUUUGGCUGGUUUCCAUGCAACUAUGUAGAAAAAAUAACGUCUGAAAAAUCUGUGUCGCCUAAGAAGGCCUUACUUCCUCCUACAGUGUCUUUAUCUGCUACCUCAACUUCUGAAUCACUUUCUUCAAAUCAACCAGCAUCAGUGACUGAUUAUCAAAACGUAUCGUUUUCAAGCCUAACUGUUAACACAUCAUGGCAGAAAAAAUCAGCUUUUACUCGCACUGUGUCCCCUGUAUCUACAUCACCUAUUCACGGACAGGGACAGGUUGUAGAAAACCUAAAAGCACAGGCCCUUUGUUCCUGGACUGCAAAGAAAGAUAACCACUUGAACUUCUCAAAACAUGAUAUCAUUACUGUCUUGGAGCAGCAAGAAAAUUGGUGGUUUGGGGAGGUGCAUGGAGGAAGAGGAUGGUUUCCAAAAUCUUACGUUAAAAUCAUCCCUGGGAGUGAAGUCAGGCGGGAAGAACCAGAAGCUUUGUAUGCAGCUGUAAACAAGAAACCUACCUCUGCAGCCUCUACAGUGGGAGAAGAGUAUAUUGCACUUUAUCCGUAUUCAAGUGCAGAACCUGGAGAUUUGACUUUCACUGAAGGUGAAGAAAUAUUGGUGACCCAGAAAGAUGGAGAAUGGUGGACAGGAAGUAUCGGAGAUAGAACUGGAAUUUUUCCAUCAAAUUACGUCAAACCAAAAGAUCACGAGGAUUUUGGGAGUGCUAGCAAAUCUGGAACAUCAAACAAGAAACCUGAGAUUGCUCAAGUAACUUCAGCAUAUGUGGCUUCUGGUUCUGAACAGCUUAGCCUUGCACCAGGACAGUUAAUAUUAAUUCUAAAGAAAAAUACAAGUGGCUGGUGGCAAGGGGAGUUACAGGCCAGAGGAAAAAAGCGACAGAAGGGAUGGUUCCCUGCCAGCCAUGUUAAACUUUUGGGUCCAAGCAGUGAAAGAACUACACCUGCCUUUCAUCCUGUGUGUCAGGUGAUCGCCAUGUAUGACUAUAUAGCAAAUAAUGAGGAUGAGCUAAAUUUCUCCAAGGGGCAACUUAUUAAUGUUUUGAACAAAGAUGAUCCUGACUGGUGGCAAGGAGAAAUCAAUGGGGUGACUGGUCUCUUUCCCUCAAAUUAUGUUAAGAUGACAACAGACACGGAUCCAAGUCAGCAGUGACCCAAUGUUGUCUUCCAGUGUGAAAGCACCCCAGAGACCCACUAUCCAAGUUUGACUCUAGCGUGGAGGCAGGGCAGGCAGCCCUGAUCAAAUAUCUCCUACACAAUUCGUUAACUUCGUUCGAAUGUUAGAGCCACUUGUGAUUAUUUCCUCGUGUUUCUAAUUUACAGUUAAAAUUUACUUGUAACAAGUUAAAGGAUAGUGGGUCUUUGUGUGGCUUUCCCUGCUGUUCACUCUGGCAUCCUUUAGCAUUUUUCUUCUUUUUUAAUUUGGUAAUUGUAGGUCAUUAGCAUGCAUGUUGAGUUUGCCCUUACAUGGUGGGAGUUCAAACACACAAAGACCCACUAUUUGCACAGACUUUUCUCGCUGGUUUGGAAUGGGCUGCCAUGCUUUUCUAAUGUUAUUGCAACAUGUAUAUUCAUUACAGAAUUCAGAAUUGCUUAUGUUUUGCUAUUAUAUUUGAUCUAAUCCUAAUCACAGUGAGCUCUUAAUUGGUUCAAUAUGUGAUUUGUCCCUAAUGUGCACUGUUUAUUACUUUAUAAUAUGCCACUAUGAGUACCAAUAUUUAAAUUUGUUUAAAGGCCAAGAAGUGGAAAUAUCCUUUUCUCUAUUUUCUGUGUAUUUUGGGGUGGGAGCAAUAACACUUUGAGGGAGCUUUUAUUAUCUCACAGAAGAGGAAAGUGGCCUGCCCCAGCCAUAUGUGCAGAGCAGGGUAUGUUUUAUCGGUUGGCUGCCCAAGAAUGAGUCCUGUACAUGGGAGUUCCCUUGGGAUCUCUGUGGUCUGGGCUCAUGAAGAAGCUUCAUGUGCUGCAGCGGUCAGUUGUUACUUCUUUACUAAUGAGCUAAAAAUGGAUUAUUUUUGAGGAAUGAAAGGCUCCCUUCAUUGACCAUGAGAUAUGAAACCUUCCCUUCCUUAGAGCAUUUAUAUCUGUACAUUUUGAAGUCAAAAUUCAUGUUAUCUAUUUUAAUUAGGUGACUGCUUGUCCCAGGUCACAAAGGGACACUGGUUGACACUCUUCUUAAUGUAUUUAGUAAAGAACAUAAGGAAUCCUUGAAGAAUUUAAAUGCCCAUGAAGCAGGCAGACAGUCUCUGUCUAGUUGAGAAUGAAUUCAGUGAAGGAAACAUGUGUGAGAGCUGGCAUUCCUCUAUGUCCAUGAAGCUGCUUUGUGGCUAGAGGCUUGAUUUUACCAUUCAGAAUUCUCUGGCUACUAUCUAUUAUUCAACCACAUUGGCUACUUUGGCAUAGGAUUUUACUUCUUUUCCUUGAAUGGAAAACUUUAAAGAUAAUAAACAUUAUUAUAAACUAAUAAACGUGAGAGUACUUAGCUGAAACAAAAGGGAGUUUUAGUGGACAGUAUUAAACUAUAUUUGAAAAUCAAUGAGAAGUUUAUGCAAUUUAAAAUGUUUACAAACUGCAGUGCAAUCUACUGUUUAUGAAUGUCCAAGUAUUAUCAGGAAAAGUGUACAUACAAUCACAGAGUCUUAUUUCCUCACACAGUUCUUUAAGAAGAGUGAAAUAUGUUUUUAUAUAUCUGAGUUUUAAGUUAGAGGCAUAUUUUGUGCAAUAUUUGUGUAAAUGAGCCUAUUCAUUAUAAAUGAAUGAUUUUAGUCAUACAUUGCCUAAAUCAUAACUUUGCAACACUUGAGAAAGAAUCAACAGUUUAGUUAGAAUGUCACAAGGUUCAAAUGUCUGUGUUCCAAAAUACUUCACAUCAUUGGGAUGUAUGGUGAUAUGUAUGUGUGCUCCCUGAGGCAGGGAUUUCUAGCUAUUAGACCAUCUCAACUUUUAGCAUUUGGCAUCAUCAUGAUACUUUGUUUUUUUGGUUUUUUUGCGGUACGCGGGCCUCUCACUGUUGUGGCCUCUCCCGUUGCGGAGCACAGGCUCCGGACGCGCAGGCUCAGCAGCCAUGGCUCACGGGCCCAGCCGCCCCGCGGCAUGUGGGAUCUUCCCGGACCAGGGCACGAACCCGUGUCCCCUGCAUCGGCAGGCAGACUCUCAAUCACUGCGCCACCAGGGAAGCCCUUUCAUGGUACUUUUAUAAAAUAUGACAUAUAGGAAAGCAAUAAUACCAUUUUACAGGUGGCAUAACAGAUUUGCCUGCAGUCACUAAAGGGUAGAGUGUAAAGACUGAGUCCUUGUGAAUUCAGCUGAUCUUCUAAAUUGUACAGUUUACUUGGUCUUGCCUUUUAUUUUCUGAACUUUUUGCUUUUGCAACCGUUAGUUGGGUUCAAAAUAAGGGCAGUUACUUUAAAUCCAUUUUAAACCCUGAGGUUAGAAAUUAGACCACUUAAUUAGUCACAUGAUUUGGUGUAACAUUUUCUCCUUAUAAUUUUGAAUUUGGGUUUAUUUAAUACACUGAUAAAUUAUUUCAAAAGUAUUUUUGUAGCUCAAAUUGCUUCACUUUUACACUGAUAAAUAUAGUUUAUUAAGAAUGACAUUCAGGUAGAGCUUAGUGUCUGUAAAUCAGUUUGCAAGUAAUAUAUUCAUCAGGUACCUAUGGACUAAAUCACAUAAUGGCAUAUUUAAGCUAAGUGUCUGGGAAAUAAAUUUACUGUAUUUACAGAAAUACCCCUCUUUGUUUAGGUAUUUUGUCAUAUAUUUGAGAAGAAACUAAAAGUAAAGGAAAUGGUAUGACAUAUAAUAAUAACUUGUCCUUCUUAAAAGAGCAUGCAGUCCUUUGCAAUACCUCGUAUUCAGCCACAUAUUUGUUCUCAUUCAGUGUAAGAGGCAGCUUUCCAUUUACUUAGAAAGCAACAUAGAAAGCAACAUUGGAAGGAGUUUAUCAGGAACAUAAAAUUUUAGAAUGAACAAAUCUGAACCCUGUAAGAGGUAAAGAAUGAAAAUUUAUUUAAAAAUUGCAAUAUGUGCUGAUCAUUUUUAAGGUAUAUGAUUAAACCUGAUAGGUUUUUCAGCAAUGAAAAAAUCAGUUCUAAGACCAAAGCUGAUUUUUUUAGAACACUUGAAAAUCUAAAUCCACCCUACCUGUUGUAUAGUUUCCUCUAAAACUUUAUCCUAAGGAAUCAUUUUAAAAUAAUACAACUAUUAAAACAAUGUAACUGCUAUUUUAGUGCUUUAAAAUAUAAUAUGAAUACUGAUAGUUUAAAAUAAAGGAACUGGGGGGAGGAAAAGUAGAGAAAGAAAUGCCAAUUUCAGUCCAAAGCUUUAUUUGCCAAGUUUUCUUAGGAUGAAUUUUACCAGGUUAUAAAUUCUUGUAAAUAGAAUCUGUAAUGGAAAUACUGAGAGACUUUUGCCUGAAGUGGCAUUAUUGGAUGCUGCUGUGAUGCUACUGUAAUGUAAUAAAUUAUUAAAUUGUUGCAAAGUGCUGUUUUUUUGCCUUAAAUUUUUAUUUUGUGCGUCUUGAAAAUUAUAGUAUUAAAGGUCUUGAGAUUUGUGCAAAUGCUGGAAACGCUUGGCAUGAGGUCAUCCGUUUUUAUUUUUACAAAAUUGUAAUAUAACUAUGCAAGUGUGUUUAUUAAAAGGACACAAACUA